Molecule: messenger RNA, 911 nt
Organism: Zea mays
Lineage: Eukaryota; Viridiplantae; Streptophyta; Magnoliopsida; Poales; Poaceae
Exons: 1
Coding region: 114-422 (102 amino acids)
Source: RefSeq, marked validated
AGGGCUCCCCUGCAGUCCACACCCACACAGAGACACGUCGGAGACGUACACCGGCACACAAACACACACACUGCACGCUCAGGCCUGCCGCCUGCGCACACGCUGCGAUCGAAAUGGUUGGUGCCAGCGCUAGACCAUCUGCAGGCCGGGACGGGGGCCCGGAGACGGCGCUCCCGAAGCUGCAGCUGCUGCCAUGUUGGCUUGACGGAGCGGUAGUGAAGCUCGUCGCGGCCGAUGGCGACGGUGACGACCUCCUCGCCGGUUCAGCGUCGUCAGGGAAGCGGCGGCCGACGGCGCAGGCUGCCGCUGGCCUUGCGCGCGGCGUGAAGGCGUUGCUGAGCGAGGUGGCCGAGAUGAUCAGGACCAAGUUCGGGCGCUCGAUCCCGGCGGCCAAGUUCGGCCAUGUCGCCUACAUCAGAUGAAGCCUUCCUGUUGUGCCUGAUCUUGGCGCGCGUCGCGUCCUCGUGCUCUGCUCUCCUUGACGUGAUGACGUCAGUGGCCUCCCUGCCAGUUUCGGCACGGAUACGCUGCUGUGGUAGCUUCCUUAACUUUCUCUACUCUGCUUCCAGCACUGCAGAUAUGUAUAUCUGGUGGCUUUUGAUCUAGCAGUGAUUACUGCAGCAGUUACUAGCACUAUCUCCUUCUCCUGGAAAGGUUUGAACUGAAGAUAUUUUCGUCCGUCCGAUCUGCCGCUAGAUUCACGAAGCAUGGACGCUGAAUAUCGACGCCUCCUCAUUCCUCUUCUGAUCGACACCUACAGGCUACAGAAACAGUUACGCUUGCGUGGCGUGACGGCCAUUUCCUUGAGAUGAAGCUUGCCGCUUGCCGGCCCGAAACAGUUACGCUGAUGCUUACAUCUCUCGGCAUUUAUGCGUUGCCCAUGAAGUAGAAUGAGUCUAAAAUGAUUGUAG